AUGACCGCGAUCCGAGCCGGGACGGGGAGCGGCCCCGAGGCUCUGGAUUCCCUGUACUUCACCGGCUUUGCAGAGACCAACAGCAGCUUUGUGAUCGCUCGCCUCGCCCGCCGUCCCGCUGGCCUGUGUGAGAUGUGGCUCUUCCUCAGGCUGGAUGGGAUAGGAGAGUUUGAACACCCACAGCACCCAAACAUGAUGGUGAGAGAUGAAUCCAAAGAGAUCUGGAGUGGAGGAGGACUCACUAUGGAAUACUUGGAGCCCCAAAUGUGCUGGAAGAUAAAUUUUGAUGGAUUACUCAGGAAAGGAUCCUACAGACAGCAGUGGAGUGAGGAGGAAGGAGAGCUUGUACCAGUUAAAUUCUCUUUGCAGUGGGAGAACUCCACAGAUGUUUUUAACUUUAAUGUUGACAGUAACCCCAGCACAUUUGCUCGUGCUUUAGCCCAGGAGCCUUGGACCAUCGAGCUCUUCCAGAGGGUCAGAAAACAAAGGGAGCAGCAUUUCCGACACGAGCAGUGGGGCCAGUCUGUUGGAGAGAUUGAAAUAGAAAAUUCUGGGAAAAUUGAACUUUCCCUCCAAGGCAUUCGGAGCCACUCCUAUGGUGUCCGGAACUGGGCUGAGAUUCGUCGUUAUGUGAUGAUUUUGGCACACUUUGAAGAUGGGACUGCAGCACAUUUAACAGUUAUCAGCAUGCCAGCUACCACAACUCACCUCACUGUAGGUUAUGUGUUUUUUCCUGAUGGGAGGAAGGCUGGCAUUGAGUGGUCCAACGCCUCCCUGGCUGAGCUGGCUGAGGAUGGGCUGAUCCAGGAGGAGUAUGGAGUCACUUUUACUGCUGGUGGCAAGAGCUUUGAUGUUUCUGCAGCUCUGGAUAAGCAGGCCUGCCCCGUGGUGUACAAUGGCCUGACAGGGAGAGGAGUUUUCCACGAGUGCAUUGCAGAUUUCAAACUCAAUGGGCUAACACCAGGCUGGGGCCUGGUUGAAUUUUAUUACAGGGACGAGCCCGCCCAGCCGGUUCCAAACCUGCAGCUUG
This is a messenger RNA of Zonotrichia albicollis (white-throated sparrow), 1030 nucleotides long. NCBI's taxonomy places the organism in Eukaryota, Metazoa, Chordata, Aves, Passeriformes, Passerellidae. The record is from RefSeq and is a predicted model, not a curated record.